GCGGGCGGCCGCCGCUCCGCUGGCCCAAGCGCCGGGCGGGGGGCGAAGUUCGGCACGGCUCCGCUCGCUUAGGAGGGAGGCGGCCGGGCCGGGUGCUGGGCGGCUGCCGCUCGGUUGCCCUCCCGCCCCUCAUCAAGCUUUGAUGAGACACUUGAGCCGCCGCCGCCUGCGUUGCCGGGGCGGCGGAAGGCGGCCGGAGGCACCGGGCGCCCGCGAGAGGAUGUGACUGCCCGGAGGGGAGCGGCCAGCCUUUGUGUGGACGACGGAGUUCCACCAAGUUAGAAGAGUGAUGACCAUCCUUUUCCUUACUAUGGUUAUCUCAUACUUCAGUUGCAUGAAAGCUGCCCCGAUGAAAGAAGCUAGUGUAAGAGGACAAGGCAGCUUGGCUUACCCAGGUCUUCGGACCCACGGGACACUUGAAAGCCUAAAUGGGCCCAACGCUGGUUCAAGAGGACUGGCGUCGCUGGCGGACACUUUUGAGCACGUGAUAGAGGAGCUUCUAGAUGAGGAUCAGGACAUCCAGCCCAGCGAGGAAAACAAGGAUGCGGACUUGUACACAUCCCGAGUCAUGCUGAGCAGCCAAGUGCCUUUGGAACCCCCGCUGCUUUUUCUGCUUGAGGAGUACAAAAACUACCUGGAUGCUGCAAACAUGUCCAUGAGAGUCCGGCGUCACUCUGACCCAGCUCGCCGUGGGGAACUGAGCGUCUGCGACAGCACGAGCGAGUGGGUAACGGCGGCGGAGAAAAAGACUGCAGUGGACAUGUCUGGUGCGACCGUCACAGUCCUUGAGAAAGUCCCGGUACCGAAAGGCCAACUGAAGCAAUACUUCUAUGAGACCAAAUGCAACCCCAAGGGGUACACAAAGGAAGGCUGCAGGGGCAUAGACAAGAGGCACUGGAACUCGCAGUGCCGAACUACCCAGUCUUAUGUGAGAGCUCUCACCAUGGAUAACAAAAAGAGAGUUGGCUGGCGGUUUAUAAGAAUAGACACUUCCUGUGUAUGUACAUUGACCAUUAAAAGGGGAAGAUAGUGGGCUCGUGUUGUACAGAUUAUAUUGAGACGAAAUUAUCUAUUUGUAUAUAUACAUAACAGGGUAAAUUAUUCAGUAAAAAAAUAAUUUUAUGGACUGCAUGUAUAACUGAAGUUUAUACAGUACAGUGAUUCCACAAUCUAUUUAUUGAACGUAUCCAUGACCUGAAAGGGAACAAAAGUCAAAGUCAUUUGCGCACAAAUUAAAAACAAAACAAAAACAAAAAAAA
Lagopus muta (rock ptarmigan) is the source of this 1259-nucleotide messenger RNA. RefSeq names its product brain derived neurotrophic factor (gene BDNF). Gene Ontology annotation, biological process: regulation of neuron differentiation; positive regulation of collateral sprouting; negative regulation of neuron apoptotic process. Lineage: Eukaryota; Metazoa; Chordata; Aves; Galliformes; Phasianidae. The record is from RefSeq and is a predicted model, not a curated record. The transcript has 2 exons. The coding region runs from base 290 to 1030 and encodes 246 amino acids. Gene Ontology annotation, molecular function: growth factor activity; nerve growth factor receptor binding.